Daphnia magna is the source of this 1292-nucleotide messenger RNA. RefSeq names its product lithostathine-1. Bases 668 to 1237 code for a protein of 189 amino acids. The record is from RefSeq and is a predicted model, not a curated record. Gene Ontology annotation, cellular component: external side of plasma membrane. The transcript is spliced from 4 exons. Gene Ontology annotation, molecular function: carbohydrate binding. Gene Ontology annotation, biological process: biological process involved in interspecies interaction between organisms. NCBI's taxonomy places the organism in Eukaryota, Metazoa, Arthropoda, Branchiopoda, Diplostraca, Daphniidae.
AGCCUAUACAGCGAACGUUCCAUUUACUGCUUUCAAAAUUUGUUUUGUUUCCCGUCCGUAUAUCAGCCAUAUCCCGUUUGGACUGAUAGCGUUUGCAUGCUUUCGCAAAUGGCGUUUGUUUUUUUUUGUAAUUUGUUACUUGUUUAUUUUUCGACUUUUUACUAAUCGGCGAAUUAUGUCAUGAUUAAAACGAAACACACAAUUCGAUUCUUACUAGUGAAGCAACUGUUGACUUUUAGCUAAGCAAUUCAUUUUCGAGGGAGGGAGAUAACCGAGAUAAGGGCGUGCUAUUUCAUAUAUUUAUUUUUUUUUAAACUUAAAACCGACAGCCUAAACGGAGAGAUUGUAUGUAAUGCUGAAUCUUGUAAAAUAAAGUUGCAUAUAGCCAAUAUGGUAGUUCUAAGUAGCGCAGUUGAAAACUGCAGAAAUAUAUGACCGAACACUUUCAAAAUUGUGCUUCCAUGGGCACAAUGUAAAGUCAGGAUAAGACUGUACCACAUUUUAGCAUUUUUUUAAUUCUCGAAUGGCUUUAUGCCAUAUGACAGUAUUUUCUAUAAUACCUGAUAAGAUAAGAAUUUGACGAUAUAUGACGUUGUAGACUAGUUAACCCAUAUGUAUGUACCCAUUUGUAUAGCGAAUAAACAACAUAAACAUCACUCCUUGCAAAAUGUGGCUAAAAUUUUUGAUUUCAAAUCACUUAAUGUGGGCUCUUUUUGCGCUUACGCCGACUGUCUCGUCAGUGAAAGAUAACCCAGCCAACAGUAAUGGACUUUCUGCUUACACAGAAAGCUGUCCCGACUAUUUUAACAACGACGUUCGUGUUCCUUGCUAUUUCUUGUUGGAAAAGUGCUACUGUUUUUCAACACAAUUGUUUCUCAUGACGUGGAAUGAUGCUAAAUACUACUGCCGGCUUAACAAUUACACGCUGAUAAGUAUAGAAACAAAAAUGGAGGAUGAUGUGAUUCACCAACAUAUUAACAACACAGAAGGCUUAAUCGAGCAACCAUGGUUUUGGACUUCAGGUUCCUACAAUGAGGAUCAAUGGAAAUGGUCCACUGGACCGUACCCUGGCCAGCCUUUUACCUACUCUAACUGGGCCUCUACAAGACCUGUGUAUAACCUUGAUGGUUACUGUACCGAAAUCAAUUAUAGUACGUUUCAAGGUGGAUGGGCUGACUUUCCAUGUGAUUUUACAAAUUUUUUUAUAUGUGAAGGAAAUGUAACAUUACCAGUUUAAUUGAAUUGAACCAAAUUUCACAGUUACGGUCGAACGUAGCAGGCGAAGUCUGAAA